AUGGAAUUGGUUGAAGUUCUCCUUUUUUGUACCCCUUUAUCUUGUCUGAAUGGAGGAACAUGUGUGACAAGCUUAGACGAUGUUUUUUGCAUAUGUCCGCCGGAUUUCUCAGGAGUCAGAUGUGAAAUCGUUGAUCCUUGUAAUUCGUCACCUUGUCAAAACGGAGGAACGUGCUCCCAAGCAGUAGGGGGGUUUGUGUGCAACUGUCCACCAGGUGUCUCAGGAUCAACAUGUGAUGUCGUUGAUCCUUGUAAUUCGUCACCUUGUCAAAACGGAGGAACGUGCUCCCAAGCAGUAGGGGGGUUUGUGUGCAACUGUCCACCAGGUGUCUCAGGAUCAACAUGUGAUGUCGUUGAUCCUUGUAAUUCGUCACCUUGUCAAAACGGAGGAACGUGCUCCCAAGCAGUAGGGGGGUUUGUGUGCAACUGUCCACCAGGUGUCUCAGGAUCAACAUGUGAUGUCGUUGAUCCUUGUAAUUCGUCACCUUGUCAAAACGGAGGAACGUGCUCCCAAGCAGUAGGGGGGUUUGUGUGCAACUGUCCACCAGGUGUCUCAGGAUCAACAUGUGAUGUCGUUGAUCCUUGUAAUUCGUCACCUUGUCAAAACGGAGGAACGUGCUCCCAAGCAGUAGGGGGGUUUGUGUGCAACUGUCCACCAGGUGUCUCAGGAUCAACAUGUGAUGUCGUUGAUCCUUGUAAUUCGUCACCUUGUCAAAACGGAGGAACGUGCUCCCAAGCAGUAGGGGGGUUUGUGUGCAACUGUCCACCAGGAUUCUCAGGAUCAACAUGUGAUGUCGUUGAUCCUUGUAAUUCGUCACCUUGUCAAAACGGAGGAACGUGCUCCCAAGCAGUAGGGGGGUUUGUGUGCAACUGUCCACCAGGUGUCUCAGGAUCAACAUGUGAUGGUCGUUCCUGUCGGUUCGAAGAUGACAAUGAGCCUUCCUGCUUCCUUGAUACACACAAAUGCUGCUGGUUUAGAGGAAAGAGUAAAACCAAUACACCUGGGACAGGUCCUAAAAGAGCAUUUGAGGGGGAGUAUUAUCUUUAUUUUGACGCAUCAUGUGGCAAAACUGGAGAAAAGUAUCGCCUCAGCAGCGGCAAUGAAACUGAAUUUGAAAUAAGUGGGAAUAAAAAGAAUAAAUGGUACAAGGUGGAGCUUGACAUUCCCCUGGAUCCAGAUACAAAAAUUUUCCUGGAGGCCUGCAAAGGAAGGUCCAGACGGGGAGACAUUGUAAUCGAUGACGUCACUCUAGCGCCUCUGUAA
Messenger RNA from Saccostrea echinata, 1263 nucleotides. RefSeq names its product fibropellin-1-like. Gene Ontology annotation, biological process: establishment or maintenance of epithelial cell apical/basal polarity; heterophilic cell-cell adhesion. Bases 1 to 1263 code for a protein of 420 amino acids. The record is from RefSeq and is a predicted model, not a curated record. The transcript has 12 exons. Gene Ontology annotation, cellular component: plasma membrane; protein-containing complex. NCBI's taxonomy places the organism in Eukaryota, Metazoa, Mollusca, Bivalvia, Ostreida, Ostreidae. Gene Ontology annotation, molecular function: calcium ion binding.